Molecule: messenger RNA, 828 nt
Organism: Durusdinium trenchii
Lineage: Eukaryota; Dinophyceae; Suessiales; Symbiodiniaceae
Source: the annotation of a GenBank genome assembly
AUGGGACAGAUCUUCGACUCCGAUCGCCUGGAAUUUGAGGAUGGUGACGUGCUCUUCGUGGCGCAUCGACAACCGCUGCAGGGACGUCCCUUUGAGGUGGACGUGGGCGGCCUUCGCUUCUCUCCAUCCAUCUCCCAUAACGUCAUGACCAGGCUUUGGGAUACGGAGACACCCUCCGACUCCAUCAGGGCAGCGAAGAACGCUGCCUUGUAUUGCUUUUCAAUGAUCUUCGAGCGGUGUGCGCUUGCUGUUAACGACAAGAUUGUGGCCCUGUUUGGGCGCAACGCCUUUUUCCUGCAAAAACCUGCAGCAUUCCAUGAUUCCUGUGCCACGUACGCGCGGACAGCUGCGGUCUCGCAUUUGUUGCUUUGGGCCCUGGCAGGGCCUGGAGCCUUGAUUUAUUUGCUCAUCGCAGAGGUGGCAUGGCAGCUGCCCAUUCACCCUGCCUGCGGCAUGUUCGUGUCCAAUCACGGCAGUGGGAAGCGAGUAGAUGGGCAAUGUGCUCCAAGCGCAUCUCUCUACGUGGGUGAUCCUUGGGGCUGGUUCGAUUGGGUGUGCCUCUUCGCCAACUACCAUGUUGAACACCACGACUUUCCGGAUAUCCCGCUCUUGAAGCUGCCGGAACUUCGUCGGAUCGCGCCCGAGUUCUAUGGCUGCUCUUCAAGGCUGACGCAGCAGCCGCCAGCCUCUUUAGCACUCAUGGAGGCCAACACGAAUUGGUCUCGCACCGUCUUUCGCAGCUUUGCGUCGCCGGAGCCAUAUGCCUGUUCUGUGGUCACUGGCGUGGACAAUGAGUAUGGCGGGGAGGAGGAGGUGGCCAUUGCCUGA